This is a messenger RNA of Thamnophis sirtalis, 10220 nucleotides long. The record is from RefSeq and is a predicted model, not a curated record. NCBI's taxonomy places the organism in Eukaryota, Metazoa, Chordata, Lepidosauria, Squamata, Natricidae.
AAGGAAGCAGAGAAAACGGCGCCUCACUCCCGCAGGGACCCGGAGGCUCUGGCAGCCCUCUUUCCCCAGCGACUGGCAGGAUUGGCUUCAUAAUUCAAUUAGAAGUUUGACUCAUUUUAAAAUCUGAGACUGAACCUCACUAUGGACAAGACAAUGUGCUUUUUAAUUGUGACUCAAUAUGUAUUUCAGAUAACCAACAACCUGAAGUGUGAUAAAGUGAAGAAUCCUUCUAGGGCUGUUUCUUUGGAAUGGUCAAAAUUUCCAGAAAAUCAAUAUCCAGAUUUUUAUAUUAUAACAUAUCACAUUCCAGAUGACUUUGCUCAAAAAAAUAUGAAAAGUGUUCCUACAAUUCAAGUAAAAGUACAGAAAGUUACAGUUCUGCUUGAAGAAGGGAAGAAAUAUGAUGUGAUGAUCCAAUCAGUAAAAAGUGGAAAAGUUCUAUAUGCAAAAUCAUUUAAAAUAUAUGGAAUUCCAGAAAGUAGUGUCAAAACUCGUGUGACAAGUACAAGUGUGUUGUUUAACUGGAAUAUGCUGGUUCAUGAUUUUUCGAUAGGAAUUUUCCAUAAAAACAUUUCUUAUAUAUUUAAAAAUAAAGAACGAGUUUAUGAAUGGACUGAUCUGAGACCUGCAACAUUGCACACAUUUUCUCUUCAAUUUAAGCAACUUGACUUAGAAUUUAUUAAUGUAUAUCAGAUACUGGAGUUUGAAAUUGAAACAGGUUUUUGUUCAGAUGGUUGGACAGCUUUCAAACAGAGUUGCUAUAAAGUCGAUACAGAUAGCAAACCUUGGAAUAUGGCGCAACAUCAGUGUGAAUUGUUUUCAACUGGGGCACAUCUUGUUGAUAUUAGAAAUAAAGAAGAAUAUACCUUUUUAACUUCUUAUCUUCAGUCAUUCAACCAGCUAAAUCUGGUUUGGACAGGACUUAAUGAUAUUAAGGAAGAAGGACGUCUCAUGUGGACUGAUGACUCCCUAUAUCUUGGAGAAUCUGAAUUUUCUUCUCUGUCACUGAUACCAGAAAAUGAAACUGAUUGUUAUGCUUUCCAGAGAAAUCCAUUUGUCCCAGAUUAUCUUUUCAUAGGAUUUUUCUGCUAUAUUUCUUUGCCAUAUAUUUGUGAAUAUGAAUUAUCUUCAGUUCAUGAAAACUUCACAUUUAAAAUACAAGAUGUCAGUACAAAUGAAGCAACCUUUUUGUGGAAUGAUUUGAAUGGUUGGCUGAAUUCAAAUUUUCAACUUAACAUUAAGUACUAUUCUGAACACUCAGAACAGAAUUCCAAAUUUUUUACUCUAAAUUCAACAUGCACAAAAAUUUUCAAUCUGGACCCAGGUCACUCUUACAAAUUUUUAUUGUCAGCUCAGAGCCCUAAAGGAGCACAAAUUAGUUUGCAUCCUGUUGUGACGAUAGAGACAAGACCACUACAUCUGCACAAUGUAAAGGCAACAAGAGUGACAUCAUCAGAGAUAUUUUUACAGUGGGAUUCUCCAGCAAGUUCAUUCAAUGCAAGUUUCCAUCAUUACCUAGUGAACAUUUUUGAUAGCAAAACAAUCAAGUGGAAAACGUUUUCAUUUGGAAAAACUAACACUUCUGCUGUAAUCAGAAGUGUCAAAUCAUAUAAUCAAUAUUGGACAUAUGUUCAAAGUGUUGCUGAAAAGGGAACUCACAGCUGCUAUGAGGAUCCUAUAGAAAUAAUAACAGGUGUGACACCACCUACUGGUCUCUUAAUCCAUCCAGAGGAUGUAGGAGAGGACCAUGUGAUUAUCUCUUGGAAACUCCCAGAAGAGGGCCAGGAAUCCUAUAUUCAAGUAAAACCAACUGCAUUCAAGGAUAAAAGCAUGAUGUUUUUAGUAAACAACACAGAGAAAUUUAAAAUUGAACCAUUAAUUCCUGGAAUGACUUAUGAUAUAGGAGUGGCUACAAUAAUAUCUGGAAAUAAGAGUGAUUUGACUACCAUUCAGUGUACUCUUAAACCCAAACCAGUACAGAUGGUUAUACCUUAUGAAAUCCAUAGUACUUUCUUGAUUUUAUUUGUUAAAGUACCAGCUUUGGGAAUAAUUGAUGGCAUUCACAUCAUAAGUAAAGAAGGAACAAAUGCAACAUUUACUUUAUUGAAUGAUGGAAAAGUAACUAUAGAAAAACUAACUCCAGGAACAGAAUAUUAUUUUUUUGUUUUUACAUUUAGCAGACAUAUGUUAAGUUCUGUACAUCACCUGCCAGCUGUAAAAACAUGUCUUGCAGUUCCGCUAAAUAUAUAUGAAGGCAGAAUCACCAAUAUUUCAAUACAGAUUAUUUGGGAUCAGGCAGAAGGAAACUUUCAGCAAUAUGAAGUCACAUGUACAAACUGCGCAGAUACUUAUAGGGUCCAAAAGGUGACACAAGAAGUGGCAGAAUUUUCCAACUUGAUUCCUGGCUUCUUAUAUAACUUUAUGGUUAAAACAGAAAAAGAAGGAUACAAGGACAGCCCUCCUGUAAGCAUACAAGUAGAAACAGAGCCCAGCUCAGUUAAAUAUAUGAAUUUGAGUAAAGAUUCUGGAUCAAUAACUGUUACCUGGCCACCAGCAUUUGGUAUAGUUGAUGGAUAUAUUACUACUUUGGUUGGCAAAAACUAUAGCAAGGAAGAAAGAUUAUCAUCAGAUAAAAGAAAAUUCACAUUUGAUGGCCUUUCCUCAGGAACAGAAUACUUUGUUCAAAUUGUGACUACUAACAGGUUAAAGAACAGUUUCCCUACUUUUCUGAGAGUUACAACUGACCCAGAUCCACCUUUAGCUUUACAAGCCUUGAGAAUAGAAGAGAAUACAGUUUACUUGUUUUGGAAACUGCCCAAUGGAGGUUUGGAUAAUUUUGAGCUUUCUUAUUGCUUGAUAACUGGCAACAAAACUCUUCAAACAACAAUAAUGUCUGAUAACAGGGCUGUAGUGAAAAACCUCAUGCCUGGAGUUGAAUACAUUUUUCAAAUAAAGACAAUAAGAGGACAAGCUGCCAGCAUCCCUGCAAAGAUAAAAAUUACUACAAAACCAAUGAAGAUAUGUGGUCUAACCUUAACACUGAGAAAUACAACCUCUGCUAAAUUAACAUGGAAUCCAAGUGAGACUGACUUCAGCCAUUACAAAGCAUCUGUAUCAAACAAGACUUUUACAAAGGAAUAUACUAUUUUAGGUCCUGAGACUGAUCACAUCAUUACAAAUCUGACUCCUGGUAGCAUUUAUAACUUUACUUUGCAAAGAGUAAAAGGCAGUGUUGAAAGUGCAGUUUCCUUUACAGAAUUUGUGACAGAGCCUGAAAAGCCGCAGAAACUGACAGUUUUCAAUGUGUCCUCACAUUCUUUUUCUUUGCACUGGAGGCUGCCCAAUGGCUGUGUAGAACAGUUUUAUGUGCAGCUUGCACCUCCUCAUGGCUUUGUUUCUCUCCAAGAUAUGGGAAGUGGGGAGUAUCAGGCUGAAAUUUUGAAUACCACUCCUGGGACAAUAUAUAAUGUGACUGUUUCUUCGGUUUCCUCUUCAGUGUAUAGUUUACCUGUCAGCAAAACAGUGACAACUAAUGUAACUAAUCCAGGACCUCCUGUUUUCCUUGCUGGGGAAAAAGUUGGAUCUGCAGGAAUACUCCUUUCAUGGAAUACACCACAUUUCCCAAAUGGGAGAAUUAUAUCCUACAUUGUUAAAUAUAAAGAAGUUUGUCCGUGGAUGCAAAAUAUUUACACCCAAGUUACAACAAAACCAGAUAGUUUGGAAGUUCUACUAACCAACCUUAACCCUGGAACAACUUAUGAAAUCCAGGUUGCUGCUGAAAAUAGUGCUGGCAUUGGAAUAUUUAGUGUGCCAUUUCUCUUUCAAACUGCAGAAAGUGCACCUGGUAAAGUGGUAAAUCUCACAGUUGAAGCUUUCAACCACUCAGCUGUAAAUCUGAUUUGGUUCUUGCCACAACAGCCAAAUGGGAAAAUAACUAGUUUCAAAAUUAGUGUAAAGCAUGCAAGAAGUGGAAUAAUAGUGAAGGAUGUCUCUGUUAAAGUGGAAGACCUUUUGUCUGGCAGAUUACCAGAAUGCACUGAUAACAGUGAAUCAUUUUUAUGGAGUACUACCACUCCUUCAACUACAUCUAGUAAAACCACUACGUUUACCUCAAGUACAGUCUCUCCCAAGGCAAUGAGUUCAGUCUGGAAUGAACCUGUCAGUUUUGUUGUGACUAAUCUUAGGCCAUACACAACAUACCUUUUUGAAGUUUCAGCAGUAACCACUGAAGCAGGUUAUAUUGACAGUGCAAUUGUCAGGACACCAGAAUCAGUUCCAGAAGAUCCUCCUCAGAAUCUUGCUACAGGAAAUGUUACAGGAAAAUCUUUCUCAAUUUCAUGGGAGCCACCAAACAUUGUUACUGGAAAGUUUACUUACAAAGUGGAAUUAUAUGGGCAAACUGUUCGUAUUUUGGAUAACAACACAAAAGAUCUCAAAUUUACAUUUAAUAAUCUGAUACCGUUUACAUUAUAUGAUGUGUUUGUUGCUGCUGAAACAAGUGCUGGAGUGGGCCCAAAGUCUAACAUAACAGUUUUCACACCUGCAGGAGUUCCAGGACCUGUAUUUGAUUUGCAUGUAGUAGAGGAAGCAGCAAGCUUUAUAAGAAUUGCUUGGAAAAAACCACAGCAACCAAAUGGAGUAAUCACUCAGUACCGAGUAAAAGUUUUCCAUGAGGAAACAGAGGAGAUCCUUGAAGAUACAAUUCUGACAGAAAAAAUCAAGCAUUUUACUGAAUCUGUGGAUCCAAAUAUGACAGAAGAAUAUGCGUUAUCUUCCUCACCGAAUAAAAUAAAAACAGUGACCAGUUUAUAUGAAGGUUCAGGUGAAAUGUUCCCAAGAGUACAUGAAUUUUCUCCAGUAAAAUAUACUAGUAUUCCUGUUGAUAAUUUCCUAACUGUAAAUGAGGAUGCAGGACUAUAUUUAAAUUCUGUUGAGCAGCUGUCAUAUCGUGUAAAUGCACUCCAGCCUUUCACUAAAUAUGCAAUUGCUGUGUCUGCUUUUACCAUCAUUGGAGAAGGACCACCGGCUAUUCUCAUUUCUAAGACAAGUGAACAAGUUCCAAGUUCUGUGGAAAAUAUAGAUUAUAAAAAUAUUAGUUCAUCUUCAAUUUUGCUCUUUUGGGAUAAACCAUUAAAUCCUAAUGGAAAAAUCACACAUUAUACAAUUUAUGCAAUGGAGGUGGAUACAAAUAAAGCAUUUCAACUGACUACAUCAGAAAAACACAUACUGAUUACAGACCUAAAAAAGUACACAGAUUAUAAAAUGAGGGUAACAGCUUCCACAACUGUUGGAGAAAGUGCACUUUCUGGAGACAAUGAUAUUUUUAUAAGAACACUUGAAGAUGAACCCAGUUCACCACCUCAGAAUGUUGAGGCAUUAGACGUGACUGCCUCAGAAGUCAAAUUACGGUGGUUACCACCUGAAAUACCUAAUGGGAUCAUAACUCAUUAUGAAAUCAUGUCUAAUAAUGGCAGUAUUUUAAUAACUAAAAAUGCUACAACAACACAUCUUACUUUAAAUGAGUUGAAACCAUACACUUUGUAUAACAUUUCUGUAAGAGCAUUCACUCGCCUUGGUCAUGGGAAUCAGUCAUCUGACCCAUUAUCUGUAAGAACAGCUGAAGCUGUACCUGACUUUCCACCCCAAAAUAUAACUUACAGGAACAUGUCUUCUUCAGUAAUAGAGUUAUCAUACUUUCCUCCAUCUGUCCCCAAUGGCAUUAUAAAGACAUACACCAUAUAUCUCAGAGAGAUGAAUGGAAGUGAAGUAAGAGUAAUCAACACAACACAUCUGUCACUAAUUAUUACAGGCUUAAAGAAAUAUACAAAAUAUCUGGCUGAAGUAUCUUCAAGCACUGUAAAAGGUCAAGGACCUCGGAGUGCGCCAUUGGAUAUAAUAACUGAUGAAGAUGCUCCUAGUUCCCCUCCAAGAUUGCUCACAGUAAAACAGUUAUCUGAUGCCAUUGUGGUAUUGUCAUGGCAACCACCACUUGAGCCAAAUGGAAUUAUCCUUUAUUAUACAGUUUAUAUUUGGGAUAUUAUGUCAAGAAAUAUCAAUGCAUCUGAACUAUCAUUAGAAUUAACAGAUUUAGAAUAUAACAAGAAAUACAGUGUUUAUGUAACAGCAAGUACCAGAUUUGGUGAUGGAAAUAUAAAAAGUGACACAACAAGUUUCAGAACCUCUGAAGGAGCUCCAGGUGACCCACCUAAAAACUUGUGGUAUAAAAAUCUCACUUCAUCAUCAGUAAGAGUAUUCUGGAAUCCUCCUCAAAAACCUAAUGGUGUCAUUCAGUUUUAUACAAUUUACUACAAAAAUGAUUCUGACACUUAUGUACAGAAUUUUACCACUUCCACAAUUGACAGCAGUGCUGAUAAUUCAACUUUAUCAAUAGUAUUGAACAAUUUAGCCAAAUGGAAGCACUACACACUUUGGUUAACUGCCAACACAGCUCUUGGGAAUGGAAACCAAAGCAGUGAAAUAAUGCAGCUAUAUACAGACCAAGACUUACCUGAUGGGCCUGUUACUCAGCUGUCCUAUCAGAACAUUUCUUCCACGGUAAUCAAUGUAAGCUGGAUCCCACCAAUGCAGCCCAAUGGACUCAUCUUCUAUAAUAUUUCACUAACAAUGAAGGAUACUCAAACAAAUGAUGAGAUUUUGUCGCUGCUUCUAUAUGAUACAAAUAUAAUUUUUAAUAAGUUGGAAAAAUAUGCAAACUAUCUUCUAAACAUUACUCCUGCAACAGAAAAAGGAUCAUCAGAAAUGUAUACUUUAAGUGUAUACAUCAGAACUGAAGAAGAUGUUCCAGACUCUGCGCCUAUUUUGAAAACUUACAGAAACCUUUCAUCUACCUCAGUGAUGUUAUCUUGGGAUCCUCCAUAUCGGCCAAAUGGCAUUAUAAGAGGCUAUGAUUUAAAGCUACAAGGCCCAGAAAAAAAUAUUUCUUUCACUACCUCUAAUAAUUCAAUUAUUUUAGAAGACCUUUUGCCAUUUACUCUAUACAGCUUUUUUGCAUCAGCUCAAACUGUAAAAGGGCCUGGUCCAUAUUCUGUUCUUAUGUUCUCUACAGAUGAGUCAGUCCCUUUGGCACCUCCAGAGAAUCUGACAGUUAUUAAUUACACAUACAACUCUGCAUGGCUGAAAUGGGACCCAAGUCCUAGGCCAAAUGGUGUCAUUAGAAGAUAUGUUUUGAAGAUUUCUGAAAACAGUAGUCAAGCUACUUUUUACCAGAACAUUUCAGGUUCACACAAUGAAGCUAAUAUAUUUGGACUAGAACCAUUCUCCGUGUAUUCCAUCAGUGUUUCUGCAUUUACAAAAGUUGGAAAUGGCAAUCAAUUUAGUAACCAUGUACAAUUCACAACAAUGGAAUCAGCACCAGGUAUUGUCCAGAAUACCCAGUGUAUUGCAACGAGUUGGCAGUCAAUCCUGCUCCAAUGGGACCCUCCUUUGAAAACAAAUGGAAUCAUUACAGAUUACAUCAUAACGUUUAGUGAGAACUCAACCAUCUCAUCAUCUCAUAAUGAAACUGUGUGUAUUUUGAGAAACUUGCUAUCCAAUACAACUUACCAGUUUAAAAUAAAAGCUGCAACAGCUGCUGGAGAAGGGAAAGAACAGUUAUGCAAUACCAGCACAUUUCCAGAAACAGCUCCAGAUGCUCCCCCAGCAAAUGUAACUGCAGUAGCUACAUCUCCUUACAGUAUUAAUAUUAGUUGGAAUGAGCCUACCAUAAUUACUGGACCAACAUUCUACCACAUUGAUAUUUCCUCAGUGGAUGCAGAUUACUAUCAAGCUUCAUUUGUCAAAACAAAUUAUGAGGAUAAAACCCUCAGUAUUUCAGGAUUGAGAGCAUUUACAAGGUAUUCCAUAGUAGUCACUGCUUUUGUAGAAGAUGUUCAGACUGCACAUACUGAAGGCAAGUCCAGUUCUUCCGUUAUUGUUUCCACUUUUGAAGCAGUGCCUAGGGACCCACUUAACAAUGUAACUUUUCAGAAGAUACCAGAUGAAGUAACAAAAUUUCAAGUGAUGUUCGUACCACCCUCUGAACUCAAUGGGAAUAUUCAAGAAUAUCAAGCAAUGGUAUAUAAAGAUGAUGACAUAGACAUCUUUCAAGUUUAUAAUUUAAGCAUUAUAGACAGAACAAACAAGUCAAUAACUGCCAUGAUAGAGGGAUUAAAAGGAGGCCACACAUAUAAUAUCAGUGUCUAUGCAAUCAAUAGUGCUGGUGCAGGACCAAAGAUUCAUCUUAAAAUAACAACAGAUAUUAAAGAACCACCAAGACCCAGUAAAAAGCCAGCGCCAGUUUAUGAUACUAGUGGAACAUUACUCGCCACAGCCACUACAAUUACUAUUCACAUGCCAGUUUGCUACUAUAAUGAUGAUCAUGGGCCUAUUAAGAAAAUACAAAUUCUUGUUGCAGAAGCAGGAGUUCAGAAUGAUGAAAAUAUCACCAAGUGGUAUGAUGCAUACUUUAAUAAAGCAAGACCUUAUUUGGUAAAUGAAGGCUUUCCAAAUCCUCCAUGUAUAAAAGGGAAUGAAGGAGUGAGCACCAAAGAGGAUAUUUAUGUAAUAGGGGCUGAUAGCACUUGUAUGAUACCAGGAAGUGAAGAAAAAAUUUGCAAUGGACCACUGAAACCCAAAAACCAAUAUGUAUUUAAGUUCCGAGCAACAAAUAUCAGAGGUCAAUAUACAGAUUCAGACUAUUCAGAGCCCAUCAAAACUUUAGGUGAUGGGCUCUCUGAAAGAGCUGUAGAAAUAAUACUUGCGGUUACUUUAUGUAUACUCUCUAUUGUUCUCCUUGUGGCUAUAAUUUAUGCAUUUGCAAGAAUUCGUCAAAAGCAAAAAGAAGGGGGUACAUAUUCUCCACGGGAUGCAGAAAUCAUUGAUACUAAAUUUAAACUGGACCAGUUGAUCACAGUGGCAGACCUGGAUAUGAAGGAUGAAAGAUUUACACGGUUGCUUAGUUAUAGAAAAUCCAUCAGGCCAAUAGGCAAGAAAUGUUUUCUGCAACAUGUUGAAGAUCUGUGCACAAAUAACAACAUCAAGUUUCAGGAAGAAUUUUUGGAACUCCCUAAGUUUCUUCCAGAUCUUGCAUUAACUGAUGCCGAUCUUCCUUGGAACAAAUCUAAAAAUCGUUUUCCAAACAUCAAACCAUAUAAUAAUAAUCGAGUGAAGUUAAUGCCUGAUGCUUGUGUACCAGGAUCUGAUUAUAUUAAUGCCAGCUAUGUAUCUGGCUAUUUAUGUCCAAAUGAAUUUAUUGCUACUCAAGGACCAUUACCAGGCACAGUGGGAGAUUUCUGGAGAAUGGUAUGGGAAACAAGAGCAAAAACUGUUGUUAUGCUAACUCAGUGUUAUGAAAAAGGGCGGAUAAGAUGCCAUCAAUAUUGGCCUGAAGAUAACAUUCCAGUUACCUUCUUUGGAGAUAUAGUGAUUACUAAAUUAGUGGAAGAUGUUCAAAUAGACUGGACCACCAGGGAUCUAAAAAUUGAAAAGCAUGGGGAUUGUAUGAUGGUACGUCAGUGUAAUUUUACUGCCUGGCCUGAACAUGGAGUACCUGAAACAAGUGCAUCAUUAGUCCACUUUGCAAAGCUGGUCCGAGGCAGCCGAUCACAUGACAACACACCCAUAAUUGUUCACUGCAGUGCUGGAGUUGGAAGAACAGGAGUUUAUAUUGCCCUUGACCAUUUAAUACAGCAUAUAAAUGACCAUGAUUUUGUGGAUGUGUAUGGACUUGUAGCUGAACUAAGAAGUGAAAGGAUGUGCAUGGUACAGAAUCUGGCACAGUACAUAUUUUUACAUCAGUGUGUUCUGGAUUUGCUGACAAUCAAGAACAACCAGCCUCUAUGUUUUGUUAACUAUUCAGUUUUGCAAAAGAUGGAUUCUUUGGAUGCAAUGGAAGGUGAUGUGGAACUAGAGUGGGAAGAAACUACUAUGUAAAUACACAGAUUAAAAUGCAUUCCAUUUCAGGAAACAUAGGCUUGUGUUCAUGUUGAUGUUGUUUCACAAUAGGGGCCAAAAUAUAUCCCCAUCAUACAAAUGAUUAUAAACAAAAAUAUUUUUGUAGCAAAAUAAAAUUAUAAAAGUUGUUUUCUAUUUCAUGUGCCUUCACAAAUAAUAUAAAUUAUUAAAUUAUAAUUUUAUACUGAGUAAAAUCUGAUUAGUAUAAUACAACUGUACACAAUAAGAACAAUCCAGCAAUAUACAUUACAGUAAAAUACACAUUGCAA